AUGUCCGAAGCUCCCCCCGCGUACGGUGCUCCACCCCCCGCCGCGGGCCUUCGAAUCCCUCUCACGACGGUCUCGGCAUUCCCUUCGCCGGAUCUCGUAGGCGCUGCACCGUUCCAUGAUCUCGAUGGUUCGGGUGUGUGGGUCGCGAGUGCGUUGAUGGAGAACCAAUCCGUUCAUCCGGCCAAGGUGGUUAGGGAUGGGAGGGUGAUGGUAUCUUAUGGUGGUGCGUAGACGAUCGCUCUCUGCUUUAAUUAGCCUCCGCGUUCGAGUGGCGGUGCAGACCAUGUGGGGCGAAAGAGGGAGGCUGACGUGACGCUCGAUCUCGAUCAUUCACCUCGCUCGUACGACCCGAUCAUCCUGUUCAUGACCGUGAUGGACAUAUUCACAUAGGAGCUGAGAUUGCUCAUCAGGUCAGUACAGCAUCCCGCCUCUGAGUCCGUGUCGUACCGCAGAAAACGGGCUGACGCGUACCACGUGAAACUCGAACGUACGCCCAUGCUACCCAGGGGCGCUACGAUGUGCUGCCCAUCACGAACCAGAUGGAAUGGGUUCCUGCUGCGCAUGGUCAAGUGAGUACAAUGGUGUCGGAGGAACUGAAUGGCCGGCAUAGUCUGACGUGUGGUCUGACGUGUGGUCUGACGUGUGGUCUGACGUGUGGUCUCACCCGUUCGCCUCGUCGCACGCCUCAGGUUCCAAAGGGUCGACGAGUCGUUGAAGGCGUGAGCUUGCCGUCCGAUUCACAGCACACGGUCAAUGUCCUCUGACUCCGAUGCGCGGGCUUGCGUGAGGUCACUCACAGGGUUUCGAAGAGGACGGGAACCACCUCCACCACGCCGUUACGACGAUCCAGGGCGUACAGGUGCCCGGAAAAGCUGGUGCUCAUCUGGUACGGGUUUUCCGCCGCUCUUUCGGCAAUAUAAGAGAACUGACCGGAUUUCGUCCUGCUUUUACUGUCUCAAGAAAGGUGCCAAUUUCCCUUUCGGAGGUGGUGAACACGUCGUGCAGGAUGGCUACCAGUUGCUCUGCUGGAGGUGA
This is a messenger RNA of Microbotryum saponariae, 1035 nucleotides long. Lineage: Eukaryota; Fungi; Basidiomycota; Microbotryomycetes; Microbotryales; Microbotryaceae. The record is from the annotation of a GenBank genome assembly.